UAAAGAAAUCUAGCGUCAGAAUGCAACAGCUUUCGACACAACUCAGAGCAAAGCUAUCAGAAAUUGAAAUAGACAACAUUUAAGACCAAAACCAACAACUACUUAUUCAAAAUGAAAAUCGUAUUUUUAGCUGGAUUCAUCUGCGCUUUGUGCCUCAUGAGCAUCGCCGAGGCCGCACCUGCCGAAGGAGAUAUAGUGGAGGCACCAGAAGCCGUUAAUCCUUCCAGUGAAGAAUUGCAGCAAGAAGCAGUUAAUGCUUCCAGUGGAGAAGUAGCAGCUGAAAAUCCCGAUAAUACAGAUCGUGAGAACAUUUUGACUUGUAGCAUUUCGUCGUGGCUCUGCAUGGCCCAUUGCCUGGCCGACGGAAGAGGGCGCGGUUCCUGCACCAAUCGUGGAGUCUGUGUUUGUCAAUACUAAUGCAGAGAAAUAUAUUGUUGAUUUAUUGCGGACAUUUACCUAUUCAUGUUAACUGAUUUUAAUUAAUAAUUAUAAAAUAUGUAUAUAAUUGAGAAAUUAUAAUUUGUAAUCCAAAAAUAAAGUUUUAAAUUGAUUUACGAGCAUAUUAA
Zeugodacus cucurbitae (melon fly) is the source of this 566-nucleotide messenger RNA. Its product is annotated as defensin-A. Lineage: Eukaryota; Metazoa; Arthropoda; Insecta; Diptera; Tephritidae. Gene Ontology annotation, biological process: defense response. The coding region runs from base 112 to 417 and encodes 101 amino acids. The transcript has a single exon. The record is from RefSeq and is a predicted model, not a curated record.